CGAGCCGCGGCGGCGGCAGACACAGCCCUGGAGCGGGGCCGCGCCGCGCCGGGGGAGGCGGCGGAGGAUGGAGGAGGAGAUGCAGCCGGCGGAGGAGGGGCCCAGCACCCCCAAAAUCUACAAGCAGCGGGGCCCCUACAGCGUCCUGAAGACCUUCCCCGGGAAGCGGGCGGCGCUGGCCAAGCGCUAUGAGAGACCCACCAUGGUGGAGGUGCCCCGCGGGCGCGGAGCGGGGCAGCCCUUCCCGCACGCCGCCGAGCCGCUGCCCUACGCGUCGCACGGCCCCUUCCCCAACGGGCCCGCCCGCCCCGCCGCCGCCCCCGGCGCUGCCCAGGGCCACCCCCGCCCGCCGCCGCCGGCCCCGAGCUCCUCGGGCCGCUACGGCCCCUGCCCGGCGGCGGCGGGGGGCGGCGGCGCGGAGCUGAGCGCAGGUACCCGCAACUCCUCUCCUCCGCCGCGCAACUUCGCGGGGCACUUUGCAGCAGGCAGGAGCGGGAGGGGGGCUGCGGGCUCCCCUUUCCCCGACGCGCACGCCCCUCUCCCGGGCGGCCGGCGGCGGACUGACCCCCGCUGGGUCCUGGACUGGGGGCUGGCGGCGCCGGGCGCCCCGGGGCUGGGUGCGGGGGUCACGGGACGGGCGGCUGUGUCCGCCCGUCGGUCGGACAUCGGCUGA
Pipra filicauda (Wire-tailed manakin) is the source of this 673-nucleotide messenger RNA. Its product is annotated as BEN domain-containing protein 4-like. Lineage: Eukaryota; Metazoa; Chordata; Aves; Passeriformes; Pipridae. The coding region runs from base 68 to 673 and encodes 201 amino acids. The record is from RefSeq and is a predicted model, not a curated record. The transcript has a single exon.